Messenger RNA from Cuscuta campestris, 2145 nucleotides. The record is from the annotation of a GenBank genome assembly. NCBI's taxonomy places the organism in Eukaryota, Viridiplantae, Streptophyta, Magnoliopsida, Solanales, Convolvulaceae.
UGUGUGCACUUGUGUUGUGUGUGAUUUUCAGAUUGAAGCAAAAGCCGCAGAGAGCGGUUCUACAUCUAAGUCUAUGAAAUCUCGAUUGAGAGCGUUGAUUACAGAAGAAGUGUCAAAAAGAAGAGGAAGGGCGCGACACCGUCGAAGUUCAUCGUGUCCCACACGGGGCCCACCAAUCAAGCAAAGCGAUCCCAUGAUUCUUCCUCCUCACCCUCCCUUAGAUGUCAAUGCUUUGCCUCAAACUAGUGCGAGCGAAGAGACAUCGGAACAUGACAAGAAUGUGUCCAUUUCUAGCUUGUUGGAUCCACCACUACCAAAGAUAUGUAGACACGGUCAUGUCCCUCCGAACAUUACUUGUGAUUCGUGUGUUGCCAUAUUGCAAAAGAUGAAUGACCUUAAGCAGAUUGAGGUUUGUAUUCAUGGACAGACUGGCACUGCUUCACUACAAGAAUCAAAGCUAUUUCUAAAGGCUCUAGAUUUGCUUAACAUGAGAAAGGAGGUGUUCUUGAAAAUAUUGCAGGACCCAUGUUCAUCAUUGUCGCAUCGGUUACACGACAGGCGAGCAACUAAAUUGCGACAGGGAUUAGGCAAAUCUCUGACAUUCCCCUCACAUGGCUCAUUGUUGGGAGAGGAAGACUGCAGGUUUCAAGCUGCAAAUGAAUGCAGCGUUGUUGAGAAGAGGACUUUGUGUACAGAUCCUAAGCUUUUGGACAACGUCUCGAGACUUUCACCAAAUGAGCAAAAGAGCAGGCAUGGGAGUGGGCAUUGUUUGAAGCAUUUCAAGAACCUAAGGGACAAGUUGAAAUUUGUAAUAAAGGAGAGCAGAAAGGAGAGACAAAGGAUUGUCAUGGAUGCAGUGAUUGACAAGAUCCCUCGCGGUCGUAGGAUGCCCAAGCAAGUCGAACAAGGUUCGAUCCAAUUUCAUUCCUCAUUUCUUGGAAGGAUUGAGACGCAGUGCCCGAAUAAAGCAUCAGCCAAUUUCCAUGAAUCGGCUGAGCGAUAUAACCAACUGCUGGAGUCUUGUUGUAGGACAUCAGGACCACCUUCCCCUUCCACAAGGAGCCCUAAAGUCCUGGAGAGGAUCCUCUCAUUACCUGAUUUAAGGUAUUGUUACUCCACCUUACGAAACGACGAUUCCCAACAUGACACUUUAAGAAGAUAUGGUGAGGGUAACCAGAUGCAAAUUCCCUUAGGUUCCGAAUCUCGUGCUCUAUCUGAGGCUAAUUCAGAUGAAAACCAGCAUGACAGCUUCCAAGAUGCCAACCAUAUUGAGACCAUUUCUUGUUGUGAUGCAAGCCAUAGUUCUCUGCCAGACAUGAAUUUGCAUGACACACGGGCACAUGGUCAACUAUUUGCAGGCCAACCAACUGAGGCCGAAACACAAACAUCUACUGAAGUAGAGAAACAAGGAUCUCCAGUGAAAGAAAUGGAGAAUAUCCUAAUGCACCUUCACGUGGACGACAAAAACAAGGCACAGUUUGACUAUGUAAAAGACAUACUAGAGAUGUCCGGAUUUAGCAGAAUCGAGUUCCUUGAGAGCUGGCAUUCUGCAGAGCUGCCCUUGAGUCCUUCAGUCUUCAAGUUAGUGGAAGGGUGCUUACUUGAACAACCUGGUUGUGGUGAAAAUGAGGCAGGGGACAACUGUGACCAUCUUCUUCUGUUCGACUUGAUCAAUGACGUCUUGUUAGAAAUGUAUGAAAGAUCACAUUCCUACUGGCCAAAGUCUCUGACAUGCCAUUCGCAUAUCAUUAGGACGCCAUUGGGAUAUCGCGUUCUUGAGGAAGUUUGGGCAAAUGUGAAUUGGUUAUUGAGUUGGAGCCAUGAUCUCGAUGACCAAUCACUUGAUGAUGUUGUUUGUCGCAACUUGGCGAAAGGUAACAAUUGGAUGAAGUUGCAGUUUGAUGGAGAGUGUAUAGGUCUUGAGCUGGAAGAAUUGAUAUUAGAUGAUCUUUUAGAUGAACUCAUUUUUGAUGACCUUCUGUUUUGAUCACACAUAUGUGAAUGCAAAUCUUAUUUUCUUUUUGUUGAUAUUCUCUCAAGAUUUAAAAACUACAUUUAUUAUUAAUUUUACAUCACAACAGCUGAAACAAACAUCCAAAAUUUCUCAAUAGUUGUUAUAACAGCAACGACAGCAAAGCCAAACUU